Rhinocladiella mackenziei CBS 650.93 is the source of this 363-nucleotide messenger RNA. RefSeq lists its product as uncharacterized. Bases 1 to 363 code for a protein of 120 amino acids. Lineage: Eukaryota; Fungi; Ascomycota; Eurotiomycetes; Chaetothyriales; Herpotrichiellaceae. The record is from RefSeq and is a predicted model, not a curated record. The transcript has a single exon.
AUGGAUCUUCUCCACCCCCUUGAAUACGACCCAUCCACAAAUGCUGCGGAUGAGCCCGCGUCGCGGGGUCGUAAGAGGAAGCCUUCCAACAAGGGUGAAAUCCUCGAGUGGAAGCUGUCGAGUAUGUUCCGCCAUAUCUUUAAUACGGCAUGUUCAGUAGCUGUCCGGCCACGAAAGAAGGCGCGUAUGACGAGUCCGACAAUUUCUCCUUCUCUUCUGCCUAUCGUCGACUUGGUCGACGUCCAGUCGGAGAUGAAGUCGGACGAUUCCCUUCUACCUAUGGCAGCGGAUCUGACGAUGAUUGAUCUCGGCGAUGCCGAGUCCGAGUGCGAUUCGCGUAGCCUUGACGAACGAGACGGGUGA